CGCUUAUCGUCCUGCCAAUGGGGAACCAGGCCUCGGCCGGCCGGCCGCCGCAGGUGUCUCCGGAGCAUUUGCGGCCGAGCCCGAAGGUGUCCCAGCGCGCCGAGUUUGACGAGCGCGCCCUGCGCCGCGCCAUCCUCGAGCGCCGGCUCGCGCCGUGCACGAGGGGCCAGGAUGAGGCCUCGCCGCACCUGGACGAGUGCCCCAUCUGCAUGCUAAACUUUCCGGGCGGGCUGAACCGCUCCUCCUGCUGCAAGCAGCCAAUCUGCACCGAGUGCUACCUGCAGGUGGCGCCGCGCAUGUCGUCGCGCGGGGUCAGCUGCCCCUUUUGCAAGAAGGACAACUACACCGUGGGCUACUUUGGCCCGCCCUCCGCCGCCGCCCGUGCAAAGGCGAGGCAGGAGGAGCAGCUCGCGCUCGCCUCCGCGCGGAAAGAGCCCGAGCCGGCGCGCCUCUCGCCGUCGGCGGGGCGCGACUCCCCGGCGGCAGACGACUUCCAGCUCGACUACGACCGCCGCUGGGCGCUGGCGCAGCAGGCGCUCGAGUCGCAGGCGAGCCUCGGCACCGCUGCGGCGACCGCGUCGGACGCGGUGGCCUUCGACGAGCAGACCCUGGCCUCGGCCGCCGCCGCCCUGCAGCGCGGCGGCGGCGACGACUCGGACGGCGGCGGAGCGGCGGUGGAGUUGGCGGUGGCCGAGCGUCGUCUCCAGAUCGACUCGCAGCGCGGAGUCGAGGGGUGA
Emiliania huxleyi CCMP1516 is the source of this 737-nucleotide messenger RNA. RefSeq lists its product as hypothetical. The transcript has 4 exons. The coding region runs from base 18 to 737 and encodes 239 amino acids. NCBI's taxonomy places the organism in Eukaryota, Haptophyta, Isochrysidales, Noelaerhabdaceae. Gene Ontology annotation, cellular component: cytoplasm. The record is from RefSeq and is a predicted model, not a curated record.